Molecule: messenger RNA, 585 nt
Organism: Colletotrichum navitas
Lineage: Eukaryota; Fungi; Ascomycota; Sordariomycetes; Glomerellales; Glomerellaceae
Exons: 3
Coding region: 1-585 (194 amino acids)
Source: RefSeq, a predicted model, not a curated record
AUGGCCAAUGCGGACUCUGUGGGCUUUGUUCAGCCGUCCUUCUCCGAGACCUUUGUAUCUUCUCCCCACCCACCCGACCUUAUGCACUUCACCGUCCCGCAACGCCAGCAUUUCACGUAUGCUGCUGGCACAGCCGGCUCCCCCCUGCAGCAGCAGUACCUGGUCUCCUUGAACUGGUUGCGCUCCGGGGAUCUCCUCCCCGACAAGUUCAAUGGAUCAGAUGCUGUUCAAGAUACCCACAGCGUCUCAACCACCACAACGGACAUGGAUAUCCACCAGGGCAACGGUCAGCUACUGCAUCACCAGUGGAAGAUCGUCCAACAGUUCGACUUCCGCAACGCGUCCCCGUCGCCAACCCCAUUCCCAUCUCGCGCCCAUAUAUGCUCAACGCCCUCGAUGCCCGCUUCCCGUAUCGCCGUGGCGCCCCCCGCCACGACGCCCAUGUCAUCGUCGCCACGAUUCCAGCACCUCGGCGCCGAGCUCAACCGUAACCUAGCGGCUUACCAAACUCACGUCAAGGCUAUCAUCCAGCUCGAAAUGCAGAUCCAUCAGAUCGAGGCAGAAAUGUUGCAACUGGCCGGAUGA